Molecule: messenger RNA, 963 nt
Organism: Rodentolepis nana
Lineage: Eukaryota; Metazoa; Platyhelminthes; Cestoda; Cyclophyllidea; Hymenolepididae
Source: the annotation of a GenBank genome assembly
AUGGGCCGUUUGAUUUUGGGAAAUCAAGUAGCAAAUCAUAUUAUAAAAAGAAUCAAGGAAGAAAUUGAUUUUCUCAAGGCGUCAAAUAAUCUUUCACCUGUUUUAGCUGUCUUACAAGUUGGACAUCGAGAAGAUUCUGAUUCUUAUCUUCGUGCGCAAACCAGAACAGCUCGCCAAUGCGGUAUCGAUCUGAAGACUUUUUAUCUUCAUCCCGAUGUCACAUUUGAAGAUAUCUCCAAGCAGAUAAGUAUUUUGAACAACAGUCCUGAUGUACAUGCAAUUACUGUCCAGCUACCAGUGAUUUCCAACAGCAACCUAAAUGUAAACGACAUAGUCAACCUGAUUGAUCCAAGCAAGGAUGUUGAUGGUCUUUCCAUUAACCAAACAGCUCGACUCUCAAAUGGGGAUUUUCGCUACUGGGAACACUGCCCAUUUCUUAUUCAUAUUCCAUGUGCAGCUGCUGCCUGUCUGCUUCUACUUCAAGAGACAGGAUCAUUAUAUCCUGGUGUUCGGAGUUUAAUUGUUGGAAGAGGAAAACUUAUCGGAAUUCCCGUUUCUAAUCUCCUUCUCUGGUCAGCAAACGCAACCUGUACAGUCUGCCAUUGUUACUCCCCAACCCUACCUGAAGAGGUACAAAGAGCUGAAGUUUUAGUUACUGGGACUGGACAGGCCAAUCUCAUCAAAGGUGAGUGGAUUCGACCCGGAGCUACAAUUAUUGACUGCGGAAUCAACACUCUGCCUGAUUCUGAAACCGGCAUCUGUGGAGACGUUGAAUACGAAAAAGCGAUUUCUCGAGCUAGAUGGAUAACUCCCGUACCAGGUGGGAUCGGACCACUAACUGUCGCUCUUUUAAUGAGAAAUACUCUCAAUGCCGCAAAGAAAUCCCAUGGUAUUCCCACCGAUCCCCCACUGGUCCAACCAACUGGAGUUCUUUUAAGCAAGUGCACAACACCAAAUUCAUAA